Messenger RNA from Odocoileus virginianus texanus, 1998 nucleotides. NCBI's taxonomy places the organism in Eukaryota, Metazoa, Chordata, Mammalia, Artiodactyla, Cervidae. The record is from RefSeq and is a predicted model, not a curated record.
AUGAUAAUGGAAAUCAGAGGGGCCUGGGUUUGGGGGCCGGUCUGGGGGAAGUGCGGGGGGUGGGCCCCCCGGAAGUCGUGCACCCUCCUCGACCCGGACCGAGCCGCCCUCCGGGGCCCGGGUCGUCCACCCGCGUCCCACGCGGGAUCGGCCGUCCCCGUCGGGGUCCCCUGGCGUCCCCCGCGCGGGAGGAAGAUUCCCGGGGGGCCGCGUCCCCCCCCCGGGGGCGGCGGGCGUGCGCGGAGGCCGGCCGGUGGGACCGUUCCCCCUUCCCAGUUCCCCGAGGCGCGUAAAUUCCCCGGGGGCGGGGGCUCCCCUCGUGGGAGCCGGCCUGAGGCAGGACCGCGCCGCGCUCGCAGAAUUCUCAGACAACUGCGGGGAGGGCUGCUGGUCUUUUUUCUGGUGGCUUUUAAACCUGUGCGUGCCGCAGACUGGAAUCUGCGCCUCCCGUCCGUCCCACUUGGAGCGUCUCCCCCAGCUGAUGGUGAGACUAUUCUGAAAGGCCUCCAGUCCAUUUUCCAGGAGCAGGGGAUGACGGAGUCAGUGCACACCUGGCAGGACCAUGGCUAUUUGGCAACAUACAUAAACAAAAAUGGCAGCUUUGCCAAUUUGAGAAUUUACCCGCAUGGAUUGGUGUUGCUGGAUCUUCAGAGUUACGACGGCGAUGCACAAGGCAAAGAAGUCGAUAGUCUUUUGAACAAAGUAGAAGAAAGAAUGAAAGAAUUGAGUCAGGACAGUACUGAGCGGGUAAAGCGAUUACCACCCAUAGUUCGAGGAGGGGCCAUCGACAGAUACUGGCCCACUGCGGAUGGCCGCCUGGUUGAGUACGACAUAGAUAAAGUGGUGUAUGAUGAAGACUCACCUUACCAGAACAUUAAAAUUUUACAUUCAAAGCAAUUUGGGAAUAUUCUCAUCCUCAGUGGAGAUGUUAAUUUGGCGGAAAGUGAUUUGGCGUAUACCCGGGCCAUCAUGGGCAGUGGCAAAGAAGAUUACAGUGGCAAAGAUGUACUGAUUCUGGGAGGUGGAGAUGGGGGCAUAUUAUGUGAAAUAGUCAAACUGAAACCAAAGAUGGUGACUAUGGUAGAGAUUGACCAAAUGGUGAUUGACGGAUGUAAGAAAUACAUGCGAAAAACGUGUGGUGAUGUCUUAGACAAUCUUAAAGGAGACUGCUAUCAGGUUCUAAUAGAAGACUGUAUUCCAGUACUGAAGAGGUACGCCAAAGAAGGGAGAGAGUUUGAUUAUGUGAUAAAUGAUUUGACAGCUGUUCCAAUCUCCACAUCUCCAGAAGAAGAUUCCACUUGGGAGUUUCUCAGACUGAUUCUUGACCUCUCAAUGAAAGUACUGAAACAGGAUGGGAAAUAUUUUACACAGGGGAACUGUGUCAAUUUGACAGAAGCCCUGUCACUCUAUGAAGAACAGCUGGGGCGCCUGUAUUGUCCUGUGGAAUUCUCGAAGGAGAUCGUCUGUGUCCCUUCGUACUUGGAAUUGUGGGUAUUUUACACUGUUUGGAAGAAAGCUAAACCUUGAAAAUCAGUGUCCCCGAGUCACGUGUGCUGCAAAUAGCCUUCCUGACCUUUCUAUGCUGUGCGUGAAAUCGAAACAAGUCAGGCAAUUGAUUGUGAAUUCCUUCACGUUUCCUCUUUUUAAUUAUUUUUUUUAAUUUAAAAGUCAAAUGGAAAAAAUGUAUAUUUUGAUGACCUAGGAUGAUUAGACAGCACAGUGAAGGCUGCUAAAUGCACUGAACCCCUAGAAUGUGAUUUUUGUUUUUGUUUCUGUUUUUCUGUGUGGGCUUUUUUUGUUUUGUUUUGUUUUGUUUUCAUUUUGGUAGACUUUGAAUUUGGUCAUUUGGAGGAGUGCAUAUCAUUGUUUUCUUCUGGAGGGGAGUUCUUCAUGGAGUUUCUUUCCCCCCAAAUUGAUAUAGAUAUUAAAAUUUGGUGCUUAUGAGGAAAGACUUUAAAAAUGAAUAGCAACGCUUCGAUUAAAAUUACAAAUGAGAAA